Molecule: messenger RNA, 1071 nt
Organism: Mucor velutinosus
Lineage: Eukaryota; Fungi; Mucoromycota; Mucoromycetes; Mucorales; Mucoraceae
Gene: UTR4
Product: enolase-phosphatase E1
Exons: 1
Coding region: 1-1071 (356 amino acids)
Biological process (GO): deoxyribonucleotide biosynthetic process
Molecular function (GO): oxidoreductase activity
Source: RefSeq, a predicted model, not a curated record
AUGACUGUAUUCGAUGCACAAUCCGAACUUGCCGCCCAAGGCUUAAGACAAACCAUCCUGAAGCGUUUGACAGAAAUGAAGGUAGAUAUUGAGCCUGGAGAGGAAAUCAUUCUCAAGGAAAAUCCUCGUCGUUUCUGUCUUUUCCCUAUCAAGUACCACGAAAUUUGGGAAUUCUACAAGAAAGCCGAAGCUUCCUUUUGGACCGCUGAAGAGGUUGAUUUAUCAAAAGAUGUUCUUGACUGGGAGGAGAAGCUCAACAAGGACGAACGCCAUUUCAUCGGUCGCGUGUUGGCAUUUUUUGCUACUUCAGAUGGUAUUGUCAAUGAGAACCUGGUUGCCAACUUUUGUGAUGAGGUCAAGAUUGGUGAGGCUAAAUGCUUUUAUGGUUUUCAGAUCAUGAUUGAGAACAUCCAUUCUGAAAUGUACUCUCUCUUGAUUGACACAUACAUCAAGGAUCCUGUCGAAAAAGAGUUCUUGUUCAAUGCAAUCGAGACCAUCCCUCAAAUCAAGACCAAGGCUGACUGGGCUUUCAGGUGGAUUGCCAACGAAUCCAAGCAGCCUUUUGCAGUUCGUAUUGUUGCUUUUGCCAUUAUUGAAGGCAUCUUCUUUUCUGGUUCCUUUGCUUCCAUCUUUUGGCUCAAAAAGCGUGGGUUGAUGCCUGGCUUGACGCUUUCCAAUGAAUUUAUUACUCGUGAUGAAGGUCUCCAUGCUGAUUUUGGCUGUCUUUUAUUCCACCACAUGAUCAACCAACCUCCUCAUGAAACUGUCCUUCAAAUAUUAACUGAAGCUGUCGAGAUUGAGCAAAGCUUCUUUAGGGAAGCAUUGCCCGUCAGAUUGAUUGGUAUGAAUGAAGAAUUGAUGUGUCAAUACGUCGAAUUUGUUGCUGAUCGCUUGAUGGUCUCUCUGGGUUUCCCCAAGCAUUACAACGUCUCCAAUCCCUUUGAUUUCAUGGAUUUGAUCUCACUGCAGGGCAAGACUAAUUUCUUUGAAAAGCGUGUGUCUGAUUACCAACGUGCUGGUGUCAUGAAUGCCAAAGAAGACCGUAGCUUUACUCUUGAUGCUGAUUUUUAA